GAGGCCUCAGAUGCUUUUGGCAGCUAGCUAGCGUGGAUAGAUCAGGACCAGGCAGGGAAGCAGACAUGACAGCCGUGGGGGAACUGAUGCUGCUGGUGCUGGGGCUGAUGGUGACGGCCCACUGUGAGGUUAGGGCUAGAGACCCCGAGGUGGAGGAAGAGGACCAAGGCUUGCCUGUGGAGAGAGGAGGCUGGGAUACCCAGGGGGUGGGUGUCCACCCCGGACCUGGGAAGUUUGACAUCCCCCACCUGAGGAAUGGACCCCAUGGCCGCAGACCUGAUAUCCCUGGCUCUGCCCACCACCCCGUAAGGCACGGACCACAUGGGCAACCCCAUCAGGCUGGUCCUGGACAACACCCCCUGGGUCUGCUGCCCAAGGAGACUGCACCAGCACCAGGAGAGGGAGGGAGCUACCCAGCCCGCACCGGAAACUGGUGUGCAUUCGUGCACCGCCGCAUUGAAUCCGUUGUUGAAUCCUGUGGCACAGAAAAAUACACCAUCAAGUCCCAGAGCCCCUGUCCCAAUGGCACGCCUGACUGCCAGCUCGUCAUGUACAAGCUCUCUACCCGGCCAGUGUACAGAGAGAAGCAAAAGAUCUUCACAGCCCUGUUGUGGAGGUGCUGCCCAGGACACGGAGGGGAGAACUGUGAGGAAACAGUGUCUGACCCUGCGGACCCUACGGUGGCAGGACGACCACAUUCCAGAGACACUGAGCCUCACCACACAGGUCUAGGUGCACAGUCUAGACUCACCCACCAGGCUGAGAGGGAGCAGAAUGACUUCCAGGUGUCUGAGAAUCCUCUGUACGAACUCCAUGCCUCAGAGGCUGACAACAACAACAAACACACAGAGUCCCGAGAGUCCCCCUCAUACCCUCGACAGGCCCAGGAGCACAUCCCUCACCAUGGCUACGACCACCCCCACAACCCUAACCACCACCAGCAGGAUUUCAACCAUGGAGAACCAAUCAGGGAUGAGGUGGAAGCUGUCCCUCUACUGCCCUACCAAGACUCCCAGUCUCCCCUCCCUCUACUCCACAUGAUGGCCCUGCUAAUGUCCCAGCUCCAGCCCAUGUUGGAUGGCUACAACCGCACCUUGGAGCACCUAACCCAGGAGGUUGAAGGUCUGUCCCGGGAUGUGGCUCUGCUCCAGAACUCUCAGUGGGAGGUAGAGGAGGCAGCCCUGCGUGGAGCAGGGGCUGGAGAGGGUCCCGAGGCCUUGGAGGCUAAGCUGGAGCAGAGUUUCCAAGACACCAAGGAGGUGAGGAGGGAACUGGAGAGACAGAGAGCUGAGAUGGCAGACAGGCUACACUCCCAGCAUGCCAUGCUGCACUAUAACAUCACCAACUUCAAGACAGACAUUGACGGCAAGAUCAAACGCAACCACAAGAUGUUACAGGUUAAUCUCCAGUCCAUGAAUGCCACCCUGUCAGACAUGAAGCUGGAGCAGGACCGUCUGAGUGAAGUGCUCCAGAGGCACCUGACCAACCCAGGGGCCAGGAGAGAACCCAGCCAGGUCCAUCCCAGUCAGGCCCAGCAGCCUCCAAAGGACUCCGCAGUGUGGGAGGCUAUCGCCCGUCUGGACAACAAGGUGGUCAACAACACAGUGAGGGUAAAUGCCCUGGUGGAAGACCUAGAGAUGGCCAAUGACAACGUCCUGGACCUGAAGAGGGGCUUCCGAGACCUUGAGGAGAACAUUGCCCAGACGGGGAGGAACAGCCAGAUCCAGUUCAUGGAGACGGGCCUGGAGGUGGAAGCGGCUAAAGUAGCCGUGCUGAACCGCGUCAAUGAACUGGCCAGCAACCUGACCAUCCACUCGGAGCAGCUGCAGGAGAUGGAGACUGACAUGGACUACCUGUACACACAAUUCUACCAGAACGUCAGCGCUGCCAGAGACUGUGACUGCCAGGCAUUCACCGCCUCCUUCUCCCGUCUGGAGCAGGGCCUGACCAACGUCACCGAGCUGGCCAACGACAAUCGGCUGGCCCUGGAUGGAAGCAUCGAUGCUGGGUCUGAGCACUGGGGUCCCUCUGUGGAUGACGUCAUGGCCUCCCUGGCCUUCGAGCAAGAGAAGAGCAGAACUCUCCAAAACAACCUGACUCAGCUGAUGACCUCAGUCCUGGGCAGCCACAGGGACGUGCUCAGCCUGCAGGAGAGUGACAAGAGGUUGGAGGCUGAGAUGCGCCACCUCUCCAGCUCCUUUUACUCUUUGUUGAAGGACGCCAUCCGCCACACUGAAGUGCUGGAGAUGCUCCUGGGGGAGGAGGUGAUGGGGUUCAUGGACUGGCCCCUCCACAAACAGGAGGCUCACUCCAUCCCAGCGCUGCAGAAGAGGCUCCAGCACAUGCAGCAUCAGAUCAAGGGCCAGAACCUCAGCCUCACCACCCUGCUGGAGGCUGUCCGGGCAGAGGAAGUCCCAUCCUCAGAUGAGCCCUCCGUGCUAGUAGACUUGGCCUCCCGCGGGCUGAAGAGGAGGAGUGGAGACCAGAGGAGUGACCACCUCAUGGACUCAGCAGCCUCUGAGGACCGGCAAGACUACUCGGACAGUGACCUGCGUAGCCUUGAGAAAGCAGUGGAGGAGCUGGGGGAGAAGGUCAACAGGCUGGAGUACAGGCCUUGCCCUGCCAGCUGCAACAUCACCAAAGACAGCACCUCUGGUGGUGUGGAGGCCAAAAUGCAGGUGGAGGUGGCCUGGCUGAGGAAGGGUCUAGAGAAUCAUCUGCAGCUCUUUAAGAAUGUCUUCAGUAACUCAGAGGGGCUGGCCGAAUCAGAGAGCACCCUGGACCUGGACCAGCUGUGGGCCCUGAUGAAGAGGAAGGAAAGGAAGAGAGAGAGGAAGCGCAAGGACAAGAAAGAGGGGAUAAAAGAUCAUAUUGGAGAGCGCGCUAACCUUCGCAGCAGGAGGGAUACAUCAGUUCUAUCCAAGCUGAGGGACAGUCCCCUGAUGUUUUUGGCCAGAAGCAUACAGCGCAGCAGACCAAGUGACAGCCUGCUGGUGUCGGGGGACACAUACCUAAACCUCGGCCAGAUGUACUCCACUCACACUGGGAUGUUCCAAGCACCUUUAGCAGGGGUCUACCUCUUCGUGCUGACAUUGAACUUUGAACCUGGCCUCUCGCUGUCUGGGCUGAGGAGAGAGAAUGGGGAGCUGGCUGCCACUCUGCAUCAGGACAAGAUGGCAUCGUAUGGCCCCGUCACCCGUGUGUGUCUCCUACAGCUGCGGCAAGGAGAGGAGCUCCGCCUCGAACUGUUGGGAGGGACUCUGGUGACUGAUGACCCUAAGGACAACGUCUUCGCUGGGCUUCUCCUUCAUCACACCACCUGAGGGAGCUGUGGCCGGUCUGCAGUCAGAGGAGAGACGUUGGACUGAGCGAAAUCAAAAUCACUAGACUAACAGCUGCUAUGCCACCCGUGUUUCGAUCUCUUACAUUGAUACUGGGAGGAGCGUAUAUAAAAAGGUUGAGUGAGUAUAAACAUGUUUCCUGUGUCAUACAGUAUACCACUUAAAAGCGUUGCAAUACAACUUCCCUGUUGUAGGCUGUUAUAAGGGGAACGGGAGCAUGAGCAUUCUGGACCAUAAAACCAUAUUCUAUAGAAAACACUGACUCAGAAUAGAAGGUGGGCUCUUUAAGAUAUCACAUGCUACCAUAAGUGUGCCUUCAGUGUUUUAUGACUGCAACAUUGCUUAUACAUGUAUGAGGACCCAGGUAUAGAAAAAAACAUUUUCUACAAGACACUGGCUCCAUACAGACUACAGUGAACAUAAAUCAAUUAAGUGAAGGGACAGAGGAAUUGAUUGUGUGAAGAGGUGAACUCUAUAUUACAGUACAUCAAUAUGCUGUAUGUUUCUCCUCCAGUAGACGGACGUGCUAGACAUCUUACUAGGUUAAGCCUCAUCAAAAAGAAAGCGUAAAUAACCCAAGGCCAGACCACAAAGUUGUGUACUAAAAUAAGGUUAUUUACUUAAAAAUGGAUACAUUGGACAGGCUGUAUAGAGAAUAGUUUUCUUUCCUUGGUAAACUCAAAGGCCCGAUGCAAAAACACAUUAAAGAUUUACACAUUAAGAGAUUAUUCUAGAUGGUUUUCUUGCAUGUUACAAACGACAGGAAAACACUAGUUACUGCUUGGGUGAAGUAUUUUUCUUAAAUAUCUACCAUGUACUGUUAGCUUAAUUCACAGAGAAACUGUCCUGACACACACACACACACACACACACACACACUAGGAUUUCAGCGGACAUGCACACUUAAACAUAAGCACACAUUGAGCGCAAACUGACAAGCACUGCUAAAGCUAUGCAGCAUAUAUGUUGUUUUACGCAUUUGUAUGGACAAAAGUGAAGCAAAAGCCAACAUUAGAUAGAAGAGACAGCAGACACAAUAGGACCAGGGACUUGAAAGAGAAUGUUUUAAGAACACACUGGCCAAAACAUAGAGCCUAUGCAAGAGGUUGAACCAUAACUUAUCAGGGGCACAAUCUCUGACGAGGCUUCCUCGUCAUCAUCACACCGGCAAGAGGUAAGGACAGUGGUUCAGAUGAGGGGACAUUAAGUUCUCACUUCAUAUUUCUCCUUUCUGUCCUGUAUGAAAAGUGAAAGAUCUAAAAAUGCAGUUCCUCUUGUGGUAAAUGGUAAUCAAUGGGCUGGCUCUACCCUCUGCACUGGCCCACAGAUAACGGCACUAAGGAAACCUGUGGAUUUGUAUAUACAGUUGAAGUCGGAGGUUUACAUACACUUAGGUUUACAGACAGAUUAUUUCAUUUAGAAUUCACUGUAUCACAAUUCAAGUGGGUCAGAAGUUUACAUACACCAAGUUAACUGUUCCUUUAAACAGCUUGGAAAAUUCCAGAAAAUGUCAUGGCUUUAGAAGCUUCUGAUAGGCUAAUUGGCAUCAUUUGGAGGUGUGUCUGUGGAUGUAUUUUAAAAACUACCUUCAAACUCAGUGCUUCUUUGCUUAACAUCAUGGGAAAUUAAAAGAAAUCAGCCAAGACCUCAGAAAAAGAAUUGUAGACCUCCACAAGUCUGGUUUAUCCUUGGGAGCAAUUUCCAUUUGCCUGAAGGUACCAUGUUCAUCUGUACAAACAAUAGUACGCAGGUAUAAACACCAUGGGACCACGCAGCCGUCAUACCGCUCAGGAAGGAGACGCGUUCUGUCUCCUAGAGAUGAACGUACUUUGUCGUGAAAAGUGCAAAUCAAUCCCAGAACAGCAGCAAAGGACCUAGUAAAGACGCCGGAGGAAAUGGGUACAAAAGUAUCUAUAUCCACAGUAAAACGAGUCCUAUAUCGACAUAACCUGAAAGGCCGCUCAGCAAGGAAGAAGCCACUGCUCCAAAACCGCCAUAAAAAAGACAGACUAUGGUUUGCAACUGCACACGCGGACAAAGAUUAUACUUUUUGGAGAAAUGUCCUCUGGUCUGAUGAAACAAAAAUAGAACUGAUUGGCCAUAAUGACCAUCAUUAUGUUUGGAGGAAAAAGGGGAAGGCUUGCAAGCCGAAGAACACCGUCCCAACCGUAACGCACGGGGGUGGCAGCAUCAUGUUGGGGGAGUGCUUUUCUGCAGGAGGGACUGGUGCACUUCACAAAAUAGAUGGCAUCAUGAGGAUGGAAAAUUAUGUUGAUAUAUUGUAGCAACAUCUCAAGACAUUAAUCCAGAAGUUAAAGCAUGUUCGCAAAUGGGUCUUCCAAAUGGCCAAUGACCCCAAGCAUACUUCCAAAGUUGUGGCAAAAUGGCUUAAGGACAACAAAGUCAAGGUAUUGGAGUGGCCAUCACAAAGCCCUGACCUCAAUCCCAUAGAAAAUUUGUGGGCAGAACUGAAAAAGCAUGUGCGAGCAAGGAGGCCAACAAACCUGACUCAGUUACACCAGCUCUGUCAGAAGGAAUGGGCCAAAAUUCACCCAACUUAUUGUGGGAAGCUUGUGGAAGGCUACCUGAAACAUUUGACCCAAGUUAAACAAUUUAAAGGCAAUGCUACCAAAUACUAAUUGAGUGCAUGUAAACUUCUGACCCACUGGGAAUGUGAUGAAAGAAAUAAAAGCUGAAAUAAAUCUGACAUUUCACAUUCUUAAAAUAAAGUGGUGAUCCUAACUGACCUAAGACAGGGACUUUUUUACAUGGAUUAAAUGUCAGGAAUUGUGAAAAACUGAGUUUAAAUGCAUUUGGCUACGGUGUAUGUAAACUGCCGACUUCAACUGUACUCGCAUGUGUCUCGAAACAGUCUAAAUUCGGUGUCACGAUCUACUGCAAGUUCACUUUACUUGGCUGUAAUUCUGUCUCACACACCUGAGGAAGCUUGAUGGAUCAACAAACUUCAUUGGCAUUACAGCUCUAAAUGUUUUUAGCACAAGUAACUGUCAUUUACCAUAGCAUUGAGUAAGCUAUAUAUUUGUACUUUAAGUUAAUAAAAUAUGGCAUAUUUUCCAAA
Messenger RNA from Oncorhynchus nerka (sockeye salmon), 6420 nucleotides. RefSeq names its product multimerin 2a (gene mmrn2a). The record is from RefSeq and is a predicted model, not a curated record. NCBI's taxonomy places the organism in Eukaryota, Metazoa, Chordata, Actinopteri, Salmoniformes, Salmonidae. Gene Ontology annotation, molecular function: protein binding. Bases 66 to 3323 code for a protein of 1085 amino acids. The transcript is spliced from 8 exons.